AUGAGCAUUCCUAUUGGCUUGCGUAAUCGUUGGGAUUCUCCGGAAACAGAGCCAAAAAACAUCACCUCUCUUCGAGCCAUCGAGAAACUUCUCGCCGAUGCUAUUGAAGCACCUCGACUAGUCUUUUUUGAGAAGAGAACUAAUACCAUCGACCCUGCAUUUUAUGACUGUGUGUACUCGAUUGUCGAUUCGUCGGAAACGAUCACCGAACGAUGUUAUAGAGAUAUUGGCUGUUGUGCCAGCGGAUGUUGUACCAAUACUGAGUGGCAAGAAAAAUAUGGCUGGGCUGUGGCACUGAUCUGCAUAUUUUCUCUGGUUGUCAUUAUGACCGUGAUCUGUUGGAUGGGCAUUUGGCUGUGUAAUCGGAGGAAGGACAAGAACCAAAGGAAGGAGCUGUUGAAAUUCGGAAGCGCGUCUUCUGUUUCAAAUAUGUCGUUUGCCUAUCCAAUUGCAAAUGGACACUAUCAUUUCGGAACCGGACCAUUCCAAUCACCACCAUUAAAUUAUCCAACCAAAUAUUGA
Molecule: messenger RNA, 522 nt
Organism: Caenorhabditis briggsae
Lineage: Eukaryota; Metazoa; Nematoda; Chromadorea; Rhabditida; Rhabditidae
Exons: 5
Coding region: 1-522 (173 amino acids)
Source: RefSeq, a predicted model, not a curated record